Messenger RNA from Phyllostomus hastatus (greater spear-nosed bat), 2253 nucleotides. RefSeq names its product collagen alpha-1(III) chain-like. Bases 1 to 2253 code for a protein of 750 amino acids. The transcript is spliced from 4 exons. Lineage: Eukaryota; Metazoa; Chordata; Mammalia; Chiroptera; Phyllostomidae. The record is from RefSeq and is a predicted model, not a curated record.
AUGCGGCUCCCUGAGCGUGUGUUCCGUGCAGGAAGUGGGGCUGGGGCGGCUCUCAGCUGCGUGGGGGAAGAGCAGAGGUGGGCACCCCAUGACCGGGAGGGGCCCAGCGGGCUGCAGGCUGGGCAGGGCCACGGCCUCUGGGAGGCCGGCCUGGGCAGCGAGGGGGGCUGGCAUGCAACCUGCUUCCGCCACUGCUGGCGGGGCGACCGGGGUGGGUUCCUCGGCUUCCUGGUCUGCCCCGAGGCCGAGCCCCGGCAGCCGGCCCUUGCGGACCGGUGGGGGACACAGCGCGCCCAGGGCCCAGCGAGGUCGGAAAUCGUGGCUGUGCAGCGAGAGCCCGGAGCUUGCGCUUGCUCCCCGGGUGGUGUUCCGCUGUGUCGCCUGGCCGCCGGCUGGCCGGGGCCCCGGGAGUGGGAGGCUGGAGGGGCGCCAGCCCGGAGGCCUGAGCAGAACCCUCGGGGCGUCUGCAGACGAGCCGGUCACCCUGAGGCGGGGCGCCCUUCCUGGGCGUCCCCCAGCUCGGGGCUGGGCCCGGGGGCCGCAGCCCUUCAGGGGGGCUCUGUGAGCCGCGCCCCAGUUGUGCCCCCGUUGGGUCCCUUUUCCCUCCGAAGAGUGGCAGGGGGCGGGGGGCUCUCAGGCGUCAGUCCUGCCCCCAGCGCGGAUGCCAACGCGCAGCCCCUGCGCGCGGCGCGCGCGCCGCCUGACUUGCUGGAGCCCGGAAAUGCCGAGUCAGCUUUUUCCGCGCCCCGGCCGGGCACGGUGACGAGCGAGCCGCCGCGGCCCGCGGGUCGGAGACAGGCUGCAGCCCGGCAUGGGGCGCGUUGCCGCAGCGCUGCAGUGGCCGCGGGAGCGCGGGGGGGCGGGGCGCGGGGGAGGCGGAGAAGACUGGAUCCGCUGAGUGAGCGGGAAAUCCCGGGGAUCCGAGGGCGCAGAGAGGAAGGGGCUGCGCGCGGCGAAGCCCAGGGGGGCGGGACGAGGGGGACGGGCCAGUUGGCCGCGGGAACUCUGAGCUGGGGUCCCGAGGUCUCCGCGGGGGUUCUGGGGACGGAGGCGGAGGAGGGGUGCCCAGGCUCCCAGCGCCCCUGCCCCUGCCCCUCCAGCCUGCAGAGGGCGGAGAUGCCCCCAGGGCUGCCGGGUGCCUGCGGCCGAGCCCCGUGGUGGGCUCCGACCCGGGGGCCAGGCCGGGUCCUGCGCCCCGCUGUCUCCGCUCCCCGGGAGGCCAGCGGCGGCCGGGGUUCUGGGGGCAGAAGGCACCGCGCCUCCCCGGCCGCUCCGGAUCCUGCCCUUUGUCUGCAUCACCCUGCCGCUCCCUCCCUCUCCUCUCUUCCCCGGCUCAGGGAACCUUCCUCCGCGCCCCCCGGAGCAGAUCGGCUGCCGCCCCGCCCGCCCCGCCCGCAGCCAAUCCCCGCCCUGCCCGGGAGGCUCCCGAAGCCGGUGGGCGGCGGGGGCUGUGGGGGCGCGCAGGAGCGCACGGAGUGGGCGGGGAUUUCUCCGUGUUGUCCCACGGACUCCGGGGACGCGAAGCUGCCUCGCCACCCCAAACUUCUCCGGGGGCGCGCCCAGUGGCAUCCGUUCCCCCACGCGCGUCCCCCCGCACACCCGUCCCCUGCCUGCAAGCCCGCAGCAGCCCCUGGAGGAGAGGGGCUUGGGCGCCCCGGGAGGCGCAGGCGCGGGGGUUGCCGGGGUGAGGGUCGCGCUUGGCCGCUGGGGAUCGCCCUGGUGGGGCACCGGCCGCUCGGUGUGCGGACUGAUGUGAGGAGCAUGUCAAUUGGCGGCGGCGGGGGAGCGGCUCGGGCUGUUACUACCGCAGAGCCGGCGCGCGCGACGAGCCGGCGGAGGAGCCGCAGCGCCCGGCGGUGCGAAGGGGCGGAGGGGCCCCGGCUGUCCCGCCUUCGGCGCUCCCCACGAGCUCGGGCCGCAGUGCGGCCGGACGCCCCGGGCCCGCGGGCGGAGCUCGGGGUCCUCUUGCGCAGAGCAGGGUACACGGGGAUCCUGGCCAGCCUGGACCCCGCCUCCUCUGUGCCCAGUGGGGGUCAGGGCCUGCCCGCCCGGCUGCUCCGGACGCGGGGCUCCGGGCUGGGGCCUGAGAAGCAGGGCGUGAGCUGGGCUGGGGGGUGGGGUGGUGGCCUCCUGGGAUUCCCGGCGGACACCCCCUUCUGCCCUCCAGCCCCGGACCUGCUGGGCAUCAGCCCCGAGGCCUCGGGUGAGUCACUGCCCUUUUCUGGGCUCCGGCCAGUGGCCCGGCGGCGGUGA